GGAAUAAUUUUAUGUUUCUAAGGUUGGCGUAACCGAUUUCACGAAAUUGGAUUCUUAUCAGGUUUACUGUUACAAAAAAGGUUGUACUCUACCAGUCCAAAAAAUAUUCCAAUUUACCUUCGUACCUGAAUUUGAAGUAUUGAAUACACUUACACUGAGUAAGUAUUUAUGAAUUUUGUUUUAUAAAUUAGUAGAAUUAUCAAACUAUGGGUAAUAGGAUGAAUAUCAAAUAUUAAAACAACAAAUUUAACAUACAAUUUGGGUAUCCACCCAGUCAAUUAAUACGUGAUAUGAUUUUGGAUUUUAGAAUCUGAGCUUAAUAUUAAUUUUUUUGUCAAUAACUCUCUGACUAUAAUUAUUGUUCCAAUGAAAAUAUUAUAAGAGGUUUCAUUUUAAUGGUUAUUAUUUUUAUUUUUCAAGCAAAAUUCAUAAUAAUUGAGAAAAACUGAAAGAAAACUUAGGAAAUAUUGAAAAGUUCAUAGUUAUUAUGUUUUUGAAAGCUACCUAAAACAUAAUUUGUUGAAAUAUAAUAAUUUGAUAAUUUAUUAAUUGUUAGGAUAGAUUCUCAAAUAAGUAUUAUACAAAACGUUUUAAAAUAUUUGGAAAUUUUUUUUUUCUACCACAUAAAAGCCAGAAUUCAACCUAGAAUGUAUAGUGCAUUAAAAAAAUAAUGUAAUAAUAAUAGGAAUAUAUGAUACAAGAUACCUUCUCUCAUGAAGAUUUGCUCUCUUUUUAUAAUUGUCCUUGUUUAUCAGAUCUUUUUUUAAAUACAUUCUAAAUGAUCCUAUGUAUUAAUAAUUAAUUUAUGGUUUUAGUUUUCUAAAAAGUGUUGCUUAGAGUAUUUAAAAUAUGUAAAUCAUAUUACUGUAUUUGGAAGUAUUUGUAUCCGUUUUUCUAUUUAGGAGUGUUAACUUUUUCAACACUAAUAAUAAUAAUAUUUCCUUUCAGAAAAUGUACUUUACUUGAAAAUCAAGCAAGAUUUCUGGUAGAAAUUAUUCACAGGUAUAGAAAAAUAAAAAAAUAACAACAUUGUAAAACCAAUAAUUUCUUGCCUUGCUUCAAAUGUAAAAAUUAAUGGUAUAAUUGACAAAUUAUUACAUUCAAUUUUAUCUAAUAAUUUGUAUGUAUUUGACCCAAAUGAAGAAAUUAUCUUCAAAUCUAACAAAAAUAUUUGUAUAAUAAUAUUGGUUGUUGAAAAUGUUUAAUCUGAUACAGAGACCAAACAUUUUUUAGAUUCUGAGUAGAGCGAAAAGAAGUUUAUGGUUUUACAAAGAUAUUUAUUUAUUUUUUUUUUAUCUGUUAACAACUUUUCUAUCAGAAGAAUUGCUUUGAUUUCUAUGUGUAGCAUCUUUUCUUAAAGGAAAUCGAUGUGGGGUGGUAUUUUAUAAAGGUAGUUUUUUGAUUUUCUCUAGUUUUCUCAUUAAAUUUGAAUAACCGAAAAAAAAAUGUGAAAGUGUAAGACAUUGUAGGUAUUAGUUAAAAUAUAUUACGGCCUUUUUUUUUUUCUGUGUACAACUUUUCAACUAAAAAUUUUGCUCUUACUUAUAUUAAUAGCAAUGUUUCUAAAACAAAGUUUCACUAGGGAGGUACUUUAAAGAGGUAAUUUUUCGAUUUUCUCAAGAGUUUUCCCAGUAAAUGUAAAAAAACGUAGGAAAAUUAGUACAACAUUAAUCAAAUAUUAUUAAAGAAAAUAUAUAAAACCUAUUGAAUUUUUUUACUAAAAAUGACAUAUAUAUUGUUGACAAAGCAUCACAUCAACUAAACUCCGCUUUUUCUUUGAAAGCAAUGAUUUAUUGUUGCUUACUGGUGUUUUAAUAAUAAUGUUGCAAAAUACAGGUGUACAUUAAAUUAUUUAUAACAGUGGCUGCAUCCGUCCCCAUUAUCCUAGAACGUUGUUUAUUUUUGGUAUAACACUUGUUGCUUUUGAAAAACUUCUUGUUAAAUCGCCGGGCCAGGGUUACAUGAUUGUUACAUGAUUGUUACAUCAUUGUUACUAGAAUGCUCUGUAUACAUGAUAUUAUAUCAAUAAUAAUAGUCAAAUCAAAUAGUACCGUUUGCGCCUAUAAAUUGUUUGCCCAGUGGUGACAUAAAGUUUGUUUUUUAGUUAUAUAUUUGUUUUUUGAAAUUUAAGUAUUUUUUUUUUUUAUUAAAAAUAAUACCUACCUAAUUGCCCUAUUUAUUUUAUGUACUUACAUAAUUUAAUUUUUGUAUUUUAUUAUAGGUUACCAAAAUGUCAGAACGUAAAGUAUUAAACAAGUACUACCCACCAGACUUUGAUCCUUCAAAAAUUCCUCGUAUGAAACUUCCAAAAAAUCGACAAUACACAGUACGUCUAAUGGCUCCAUUUAAUAUGCGAUGUAAAACUUGUGGUGAAUAUAUUUAUAAAGGAAAAAAAUUUAAUGCUCGUAAAGAAGAUGCAGAAAAUGAAGAUUAUUUGGGAAUACGUAUUUAUCGAUUCUAUAUAAAAUGUACAAGAUGUUUACAAGAAAUUUCAUUUAAAACUGACCCACAGAAUACUGAUUAUGAAAUUGAAGAAGGAGCUACUCGAAACUUCAUGGCCCUAAAACUUGCUCAAGAACAAGAAAAGAGAGAAGAAGAUGCCGAAAAAGAAGAAGAAGCUACGAAUCCCAUGAAGUUAUUAGAAAAUCGCACACAGCAGUCGAAACAAGAAAUUGAAUUAAUGGAAUCUCUUGAAGAAUUGAGAGAUUUAAACAGAAGACAAGGUACUGUAGAUUUUGAAACUAUGUUAUCAAAAUAUAAUCCUGCAGAACUAAAAGAGCAAAUUAAGCGGAUGCAAGAAGAACAAGAUGAAAAAACUGUACAAGAUUUAUUGAGUAGUAAACGUAAGAUCAAUGGUAAUGUAGUUGAAGAAAUAUUGGAUAAUGAAGAUAUUGAUACUGCAAAUAUAAAAAAAAAAUGUAUGUUUCCUUCAACAUCACAAUGCAAUGUGAAUAAAAAAGUGCCUAAACUUAACUCAUUAAACUUAGUGAAAGUUAUUAAUGUAAGUUCUAAUCAGCAAAAAAAGUCAUCUAACUCAUUAUCAUUAAUUGGAAAUUAUUCUAGUAGCGACGAUUCUAAUUAAUAGUUGAUAUUAUAAAUCUUAGUUAAUUACCUUAUUUUUGUUUAAUAUACAAAUAUUCAUAAAGAAUAUAAUUAAUUAAAUUAAAACAUUUUGAAAUUUUAGUUUUACAUAAUUGUUCUCAUAUACUAGGUACUCAUUACCCAUAUACUAGGUUAUUUUUUUCUUAAAAAUUACUAAAAUUAUCUUCUUCACAGUAAUCAUUAAAUGAAAAAAUCCUGAGUCUUGCUCAUUUUUUUCUUAUAAUUUAUUUUUAAUGUUAUUGUGUUUUCUGUAUGGUCUUAUAUGCAAAACUGUGACCUACUUGUAAUGUUUGGUGUAUAACAAAUAAAAUAUAUAAUACAUAUUUGUUUAGAUAAAUUAUGAACAAUUAACACUAAAACUAUUUGAAACAUCGCAUAAAAUACAAUUAAAAAAUGCAUGAUAUUGAAUUGAAUAGGUGCAAUGGACUAUCUAAUUUCUGCUGUUUUUAUUUAGUGUUUGAAGCAAUAUGAGAAUGGUUUUCAUAGCUAUGGCUCAGUCAAUAUAUUCAUAUUAUACUAUUUGGAGUUGGACUGGUGCCUACAAUAUAAACCUUAAUACACUUGAAACCAUUAUAAAAUAAAUGCUGGUGUUGAUUUUUGUUGCUGGGUAUCAGAGCCAAGUUGAUGGUAUUAGUUAUACUAGUAAAUUGCUUUUGCUUGUUAGCUGCAAGCAGAUACUAGUAUAUGCAUGAGCAGACUACCAUCAUCUGCCCCAAAUUGACUUUAUAUUGAUUUAUACACCAGCCAUAGGAAAUAAAUAAACCACUAUAAAUUCUUCUAUUAUAAUAUCAUUUAAAAAACACUGUAUGAUGAGCACUAUAUUGUUAUAUAGAAAAUUUAAUUUAUUAAAUUUAACACAAUUAUAUGCGCGACAUGUAUUAUCUAAUAUACUUUUUCUUGAUAUUCAAAGAUUUAAAUUUAAAUAUGAAUAUUGUUCAAGAGCAAAAUAAACUAAUAUGUAUUUAAUUCCUAAAUAUAGAACUGAAUUUGGAAAAAGAAAUCCUAUUAAUGCUGGAAUUAAAUAUAGAUAUUUUAGUAUGUAUACAAUCUUUAGAUUUUAUAAAAAAGCGGCAAUUGAAAAAAAUUAACUACUAGCUUAGAUAAUAUUACUAUAGUUAAACUCCAAUUGGAUUGUUAUGUUUAUUCUGUAAUUCUUAAUUAUUUAAAAAUUAUAUAAUUAUGAUAAGUUAUAAUCACAAAAUCAACCAUAAUUAAUAAAUUAUCUAUUGUAUAAUAGUUAUUUUAAGAACCUUGUCUCGACAACAAGCCUAAUUUACAGUGACAAUCAUUAUAUAUUAAUGUUAUUUAAGUAUGUAUAAAUAUUUUGUAAUAAUAUACAUAUAUGUAUGUCAUACAUUUUUUAAUGAAAAAAAUUAUUAUAAUAUAGGUCUGGACCGUGAUAUGAAGUAUGAAAAAUUUCACUGUCUAGUCCCAAUAAAUGACAAUACAUUUGUCAAUUGAAUAAAUAUUUUCAUCAAUAACACCAAAGAUUGGUAAUAGUAUUUGGAGGUUUUCUUUUUAGUGAACUUAAUAGCAUGUAUGGCCA
Molecule: messenger RNA, 4648 nt
Organism: Cinara cedri
Lineage: Eukaryota; Metazoa; Arthropoda; Insecta; Hemiptera; Aphididae
Source: the annotation of a GenBank genome assembly